CAAACGCCUCACUUUAACCCCGGAAGCACUUCUGCCCUUCCUUUCUAUUUGGAGCCCCAGAAGCGAACCACCGAGACAAGAUGGCGCCGCGCAAAGGCAAAGAGAAGAAGGAGGAGCAGGUGAUCAGCUUGGGCCCUCAGGUGGCCGAGGGCGAGAACGUCUUCGGCGUGUGCCACAUCUUCGCCUCCUUCAACGACACCUUCGUGCACGUCACCGACCUCUCCGGGAAGGAGACCAUCUGCCGCGUGACAGGCGGCAUGAAGGUGAAGGCAGACCGAGACGAGUCGUCCCCCUACGCCGCCAUGUUGGCGGCGCAGGACGUGGCGCAGCGCUGCAAGGAGCUCGGCAUCACCGCGCUGCACAUCAAGCUCCGGGCCACCGGGGGGAACCGCACCAAGACGCCCGGACCGGGAGCCCAGUCGGCACUCAGGGCGCUCGCCCGAUCGGGAAUGAAGAUUGGACGCAUUGAGGAUGUGACCCCCAUCCCGUCAGACUCGACGCGCAGAAAGGGAGGACGUCGUGGACGCAGAUUGUAAAAACGCUAAACUUUAAUAAACGAGUUGACGUGUUGAAGUA
Molecule: messenger RNA, 576 nt
Organism: Phycodurus eques (leafy seadragon)
Lineage: Eukaryota; Metazoa; Chordata; Actinopteri; Syngnathiformes; Syngnathidae
Gene: rps14
Product: ribosomal protein S14
Biological process (GO): ribosomal small subunit assembly; translation; maturation of SSU-rRNA from tricistronic rRNA transcript (SSU-rRNA, 5.8S rRNA, LSU-rRNA)
Cellular component (GO): ribosome; cytosolic small ribosomal subunit
Molecular function (GO): structural constituent of ribosome; mRNA 5'-UTR binding; small ribosomal subunit rRNA binding
Source: RefSeq, a predicted model, not a curated record